AUGGAGCCGGGACGGGCCGCCUGCCUCCUGCUCCUCCUGCUGCUGCCGGCGCUGGGAGCGGCCGCGCCGGGGGAAUUCGACCCGUACCGCGUGCUGGGGGUCGGCCGGAGCUCCAGCCAGGCCGACAUCAAGAAGGCCUACAAGCGGCUCGCCCGGGAAUGGCACCCUGACAAAAACAAGGACCCGGGAGCAGAGGACAAAUUCAUCCAGAUUAGCAAGGCCUACGAGAUCCUCUCCAACGAGGAAAAGAGGGCAAACUUCGAUCGCUACGGAGAUGCUGGGGAAAGCCAGGGCUUCUCUCAGCAGCAGCAUCGCCAGUUCCACCGCUUCCACGAUGGCUUCUAUUUUGAUGAAUCCUUCUUCCAUUUCCCUUUCAAUUCUGAGAGGCGUGACACCUCCGACGAGAAGUAUUUGCUCCACUUUUCCCACUAUAUCAAUGAAAUCGUGCCGGAUAGUUUCAAGAAACCUUACCUCAUUAAAAUUACCUCAGACUGGUGCUUCAGCUGCAUCCACAUCGAGCCCGUGUGGAAGGAGGUUGCUCAGGAAUUGGAGGCUUUGGGAGCAGGAAUCGGCGUCGUUCACGCGGGGUACGAACGGCGCCUCGCCCAUCAUCUGGGUGCCCACAGCACUCCCACCCUGCUGGGGCUCAUCAAUGGUAAAAUAACCUUCUUCCACAACGCUGUCAUUCGCGAGAACCUGCGGCAAUUCGUGGAGAACCUUCUGCCAGGGAAUCUUGUUGAAAAGAUUACAGAUAAAAACUACAUCAGUUUUCUGUCUGACUGGAGGAAAGACAACAAGCCCCACGUGCUGCUGUUCGAUCACAUGCCAGUUGUGCCAUUGUUAUACAAGCUGACGGCCUUUGCCUACCGAGAUUACCUGUCCUUUGGGUACGUGUACGUCGGACUCCGAGGCACUGAGGAGUUGUCCAGCCAGUACAACAUCAACGUCUACACUCCCACCAUGAUGAUCUUCAAGGAGCACAUCGACCGGCCCGCUGAUGUUGUGCAGGCACGAGAAAUGAAGAAGCAGCUCAUUGAUGACUUCCUUUCCCAGAAUAAGUUCCUCAUGGUGGCGAGACUCACCAGCCAAAGGCUGUUCCAGGAGCUGUGUCCUGUGAAGAAGUCUCACCGUCAGCGGAAGCACUGCGUGGUCUUGUUUACUGGGGAAGGAGAGAAGUUUGCCGAGGCUUAUGAGGCCUUUUUGACUUUUGCUGUGGCCAACACAAAAGACACGCUGAAGUUUGUGCACGUCUACAGCGAUCGGCAGCCGGAAUUUGCAGACGCCUUGCUGAUGGAUGAGGAGAAGUAUCAUGGAAGAUCAGCUGUGGUCAUUCUGGAGAGACGCAAUAAUGCAGGGAAGAUUGCCUAUAAAGCCUUGGAGGAGGCCUGGCAAGGCAGCAAAGAGGACAAUUUCAUCCUCCUGGAUCUCCUGGACCAGCUGAGGACAGACCCUGGCCUUCUCUCAUCAGAGACUGUCGUGGCAGACCUGAAUGAUGAGCUCGCUCCUAUGUUCCUUGUCCGAUGGUUCUACUCCACGCUGGACUACAUCUCAGACUGCUGGGACAGUUUGUUUCACAGCAACUGGCGAGAAAUGAUGCCACUCCUGUCCCUGCUCUUCUCCGCACUCUUCAUUCUCUUUGGCACCGUUAUUGUUCAGGCUUUCAGUGAUUCAAGUGACACAAGGGAUGCUCCACCCUCGGGGAAAGAAGAAACAGCUGCAAAGACAGAGAAGAACGACGCGAGCUUCAGCAAAGAGAGUAACAGCAGGAUUCCCAAAAAGGGCUUUGUUGAGGUGACUGAGCUAACAGACAUCAACUACACCAGUAACUUGGUGCGCCUGAGGCCAGGGCACAUGAACGUCGUCUUGAUCCUGUCCAACUCCACCAAAACCCCCCUUCUCCAGAAGUUCGCCCUGGAAGUCUACACAUUCACAGGGAGCAGCUCUCUUCACUUCUCCUUCCUCAGCCUGGACAAGCACCGAGAGUGGCUGGAGUAUCUGCUGGAGUUUGCACAGGAUGCAGCCCCCAUCCCAAACCAGUACGACAAGCAUUUCCUCGAGCGUGACUACACGGGCUAUGUCCUGGCUCUGAAUGGCCACAAGAAAUAUUUCUGCCUCUUUAAGCCUCACAGAUCAGGGGAUGAGGGGGGAACCCUGGGAUCGUGCAAGGAUUACGAUGCUUCCCAACAUGUGGAAGCCAGAGGGAAAUCCUCCUGCAGCCCAGGAUCUAGAUCCAUUAAACACAAAUUACACAAAUUGUCCUUUUGGAUGGAACGCCUUCUAGAGGGUUCCUUACAGAGGUUCUAUAUCCCCUCGUGGCCCGCACUAGACUGAGGGAUUUUACAGAGAUUCUAAGGGGACAAACUUUUUAUGAAGAUAACAAGGGACAGCUCUUUCCAGGAAUACUCAAAACAAGCGUGAUAAAUGGACCUUAGGUUUUAGGUGAACUCUCCUGGGGUCGGCAACCAGAACACCCCUCCCGCGUCCGGAGCCCAGGAGCGCAGCCAAGUGCUCCCACGUGUCCUCCACCGCCCCGCCGUGUGCUCGGACAUCACACAACCAAGAGCCAAGAAGUCUGUUCUGCCCCUCUUGUCCUGCCACUUCUGCUUCCCGAGCCGCCCCCAUGUCACCUCGUUUUACCUCGGUUGAAGAAAUCCAUGACUUUUCUGGGUCCGGACCGGCCGCAGCCAGCGACGCAGGCCGGGUCGCGGUUCUCCCUCCCCGUCCCCGUGUGCUUAGCCCAUGGUGCAUGGUGUAACUCUGGCAAGACCCUGCAGACCCUCCAGGCCCUGCCCUUCCAAAAGGUCUCCUCCCACCAGGCAGUCGGCUUUCCCCAUGGUAAGUGAUGCAGAAUCCAGUCAGGAGGAUCUCCCUUGUAGCAAACCUCAGCUGGGACUUCCCCGUGGUGCAGCCUUGUAGGCAAUCUGCAUGCUUCAUGCUCCUCAUGUCAUGGUUCCACCAUAACAGGGAGGGAAAGGGCAUGGCCGUAAAAUACUGUCAAAGUGUUGAGCCAUUUAAAUGUCACAUUGAUUUUUCAGAUGCCUUUUCUGCUUCUGUCGACUUUAGACUAUGUAUUCUAGAGCCAUAACUUUACCUGCGUCCUCAGAUUGUAGGCGUGAGCUGCUAUGAGCCAGUAGAUGUGUAAAAAUCUACGUAGCUGCCAGGGAGUCACCCAGGCUCCUUGCAAACACUUUUCCAGCUGUAGUACAAACCAACCUUCCUUUGUAUCGAGGAACCUCAAUGAUUGUAUUCUUGAAAUGUUGCCCCAGAAGUGCUGUAUCAUCAGACCGUUGCGUGUGUGUGAAGCUCCUUUGGUUUAGUCAGGGGCUGAGAUGUUGGGUUUCAGCCUCUCACCCAUUUCCUUCUUGCCCCAAACCUCCAUUUCUCCAUACUCAGGCUGCUCCCUUGGCUUCAUGUUUGUUUGCUUGGGUAUUUCUUUAAUCUUUUGGAAGCGAUGGGGGUGUGUACAGCUAGAGCAGCUGCACAGCCCUGGGUUUGGACUAUGCUUUCCUGUAGUAGUGCCCCCAACAGCUGCUUCCAACACCACAGGGAAAGGGUGGUGCUGGAUAAGGCAGAGGGAAGACAAGCAGCAGCCUUGUGGCUCCUUAACUCUCCUCAAGUGAUCAAGCAAGGCAGCAGGGCUUCUCUUUGUGGCCAGGACUGAAAUCCUGUGAGGUUUGCUCUUCCUUUUCACUGCUCCUGGGGUGACACUGGCACCCAGGCCUCAUCCUUUUGUGGAUCUGGAGCCCUGUGGCACCAUAAGGCUCUGGCACUGCCAGAGCACAGGGAUAGGGGCCAGUGGCCUUUGCUUGGAACACAGAGCACUCAGUGAACAUGUGAUGUUAAUUCCAGACUCAGCCCUUGCCACCUUAGUUACCAUCUAAGCAGAGCAGCCAGUCAAUAGGAUUAACUGCCACCCCCUGAGCUAGCUGCUAAUCCUGCACAGAAGCUGGGAAUGCUCCAUUCAUUUUACUCCCUACAUGCCCUAAUUGCUCCUAAAGCCUUGCCUCAUUGCAUUUCCCCAUCCUGAGAGCAGACUGGCAUGCUCCAACCCCCACAGGUACCUCAGAUCCCCUGUAAAACAUGGUUCAAAUAAAGGCUGCAAUGCUACAAACGAUCCCAAUGUGAGGUUAGUAAAUUCCAGCCCAGUGCACUCUGGGCUGCAGAAUGAGGCACUAAAGUAGAGGGAAGGAAGGAAGGAAGGAAGGAAGGAAGGAAGGAAGGAAGGAAGGAAGGAAGGAAGGAAGGAAGGAAGGAAGGAAGGAAGGAAGGAAGGAAGGAAGGAAGGUGAGGUCUUCUCCCUGCCCAGGAGCUCCUGUGAAGCUCCUGUGAAGGUGCACAGGCAGCACUGACAGAGAGCAGAGAAGGAGUGAAACACCAGCCUGAUGCUUCUAGACUUUAUUUCCACCUGGCUGGAGCAAUCACCACAGCAUUCCUGCACUUUUCCCACAGCUUGCCAUGCAGGAUGUGGCUGGAGUAGAUUUUAGCCCAGCAGAAGACUCCACAUAAUGUCUUAAACAUUUGCAGUAGCAGAAGAAUGUUCUCUGCAUCUCUGCUGUCUCUUCAGCUGAUGAGAAACAAGGGAGAAAACCCUCAACUCAUGAAAAAGUGCCUAGUUAUGCUAUAGCAAGGGAACUCAGCCCAACCCUGAGGAAGGGGAGAAGGCUUUAUGGCCUUCACAUCCAUUGUGUAUGUUACACGCUGCCAGAAUCUUUGGGUUUAUUUUGUUUUUAGCAGAGGUAACCUCCCCUUUCAGCCAGAGUUGAACUAAGGGAGUGCUUGCAUCAGUCCACCUGUGCCAGCUGUCGCUGCACAGGAGCACAGCUCCUGGAUUUUUAUGGAAACUUUUGCCUGGGUUGAAGCAAAAGUCAAGCUGCUCUGACCUCUGGUUUAGCUGGCUGCAGUGCCAGCUUGGCACUCCAGAUGUUUGCUGUCUUGAGACCACAGUCAGAGCUGCUUAUCCCAUGAUGUGCCCUCUCCCAGCAGCCAUGAGCCAUCACCCCCAUCAUCUUCUAAACAUUUGAGCUAUUCUGUUCCACACGUGGUGAUUUGUAAUCCAAAGACUGAUGAGAUUCAGUCCUAGUGCACUUUCCUAGUGAGAUCUGAGUGAUGGCACAGUGCUCAGAGCUGAGGCAAAGGGAUACAGGCCACAGAGUGGAGGUUGUUUCCAAACUCAUCCCUGCCCCUGUCUCUGCCCUUCACCCAGAGCAACCAGGAGCCAGGACACAAGCACAGCCUGAAAAGUAGGACUGAGAACUAGGUACCUAUUUUGCACUUUUGAUACUGGGAGGGGGGAAAUUAACUUAUUUGGCAAACUUGUCUUUUUUAUUUUGGGGGAUUUUUGUUUGGUUAGGGGUUUUUUUUGUUUUGUUUUGUUUUAUGUAUUUGUGAACAGGCACUGAUGUCAUUUUGUUUUAAGAUAAUUACAGGUUUGCAACCAAAAUAAACUAUUUUAAUGUGUGAUGAGGUGGCUCUGUGUCUCCGUGUACAAACUAAUCUCACCUCCAUGUCCUCUCAGAAAUUUCAGGAGUGAUAAACCACUCCUUAUCAUAUGGAACUCCUGGUUAUUCCACCAUCAGGAAAUCUAGUAAAAUAUCUCCCUACCCUCAGCAGGAAGCUCAGGUCCCCUUCAUGACCUCCCUUCUUCUACAUUUAUCAUGCUGCAGUGUCCUAAUGAGACAAACCUUUUACCAGUGACAGUUUUUCCAGGAGCCCUGUGAGCUGGGUGAAUCAUUCCAGAGGCAAAAUGGCAUUAGCUUCAUCUGUCCCUUUCCCAGGCUAAUUCCAAAGCUCCAGACCCCAGCUGGGGUGUCUAGCUUCUUCCCUACAGUCUCCCAGUUUAAAAGUACCUUUUCUAGUGGUAAAUGGCAUUUAUUUCCUGCUGCAAAGCCCAUGCUGGCUGCAGAUGGCUGAA
This is a messenger RNA of Cinclus cinclus, 5911 nucleotides long. RefSeq names its product DnaJ heat shock protein family (Hsp40) member C16 (gene DNAJC16). The record is from RefSeq and is a predicted model, not a curated record. Lineage: Eukaryota; Metazoa; Chordata; Aves; Passeriformes; Cinclidae. Bases 1 to 2331 code for a protein of 776 amino acids. The transcript has 14 exons.